Messenger RNA from Effrenium voratum, 1131 nucleotides. The record is from the annotation of a GenBank genome assembly. Lineage: Eukaryota; Dinophyceae; Suessiales; Symbiodiniaceae.
AGGCGCCAAGCCAGAUUUCCACCACUCGGUGGGCGAUUUGGGCCAUGGGCGAUUUGGGCCAUGUGCCUGCGGGUCGCCUGCUUGCAAGUGAACCCCGUCCACGGCAAGGUGGCAGAGAACCGUGCGAGGGCGCGGGAGAUGCUGGAGAGAAGGCAGAAGGAGCUGCAGGGCGUGCACCUCCUCGUGUUGCCGGAGAUGGCCUUCACGGGCUACCACUGGAGGAGCAAGGAGCACAUCAGCGAGGUGGUGGAGACCUCUAAGGGGCCCACCAGCCAGUGGUGCAAGGAGGUGGCGAAGAUGCUGCGCUGCGUGGUGUGCUGCGGGCUGCCGCUGAGCUACCGCCGGCGCCUGGUGAACUCCAUGCUGGUGGUGGGCCCCAAGGGCACCUUCGUCACGCGGGUGGACAAGGUCCACCUCUACGAGUCCGACAAGACCUGGGCCGAGCCCGGGAAGAGCUUCAAGAGUCUGGAGCGGGUGGAGGGCCUGCCCAUCGCGCCGGUGGGCUUCGGGAUCUGCAUGGACAUCAACCCCUUGGACUUCAAAAAUCCCCCGGAGAUGUUCGAAUUCGCCAACUUCCACCGGGAGAAGGGCUCGAGGCUCCUCAUCUUCACUUCUGCCUGGUGCAAGAAUCACCCGGACGACAGCCCAGAGGCGUUCCGCGCCAUGAGCGACCAAGAUCUAUCCAGGGAGACCUUAAACACCUGGCUGCGGCGCCUGGGGCCUCUCCACGGGCGGGAGGUCUACUUCGUGUGCGCCAACCGGGUGGGCCGGGAGCCUUUGGAGCUUUUGGGCCGCAACACGGAGCUGCAGAACCAGUUCUGCGGCACCAGCUGCGUCAUCUCCCUGCGGGACCAGCAGGUCCUAGAGCAGCUCUCAGCCAGUGAGGAGGGCCUUCUCAUCGCUGACAUUCCGAUCCCGGAGUUAGAAGACGUGCUGCCACUCUGGCACCUCUUCGUGGUGCUGGCAGCCGCCCGCGCCCCAGGAAUUGGAUCCCGGAAGUUCCGUGGCGCGAAGGCCAGCUGGCUGAAGGGCUGCGCCGCAAUGGCGGAGCUGGGCACCUGCAAAGUGGCUGGGGAGCCCGAGAGCCUUAUUUUGGUGGGCCUGACGCUGAGUGCGCCGGUACUGACCUGA